CGUUUAGUGAUAAUAGUAUGUUAGAAAGAAUGGAUGAGAAACUCAAUGAGAUCUUAGCUAGUUUAAGAUCUCUCGAAAGAAGAGUAAGAAGUAUUGAAAACCAAAAUGAGAACAACAUAAGCAUGAAUAAGAAACUCGCAAAA
This is a messenger RNA of Funneliformis geosporum, 143 nucleotides long. The record is from the annotation of a GenBank genome assembly. Lineage: Eukaryota; Fungi; Glomeromycota; Glomeromycetes; Glomerales; Glomeraceae.